Durusdinium trenchii is the source of this 1291-nucleotide messenger RNA. NCBI's taxonomy places the organism in Eukaryota, Dinophyceae, Suessiales, Symbiodiniaceae. The record is from the annotation of a GenBank genome assembly.
AAGCUACUAGUAACAAGUUUCACGUCUUUCAUUUGGCCCUGAAAGGAAUCCCCUGGAGGCUCCUCACUCUGAGACGACGGCGGGGAGCCUUUUCAAUUGGUGCUUUCCCACUGCAAAUACAAUGUUUAGGAAGCUCUGCAUAGGGAUGGGAAGACUCAUCGCUGAAGCACGAAUUGCAGAACACAGUUCAGCAAUCUCCAAUGUAACAACGAGCAAAAACCACAAACCAGGCAAGUCAGUGAACGCAUACGGCAAUUGGAAAAUGGACAACUUUGGGAUCGAUUGAUCGAUUGGACAGUGAAGAGGCCACAUCUGAACCAAGUUUGGAUUUUCAAUGAAACAAACAUGUUUGGCCUCGUUCAAGGGUAGUCAUGGGUAGUUCAUUGGUCAGGUUGCGAGUUGUUGCUUUAAUAUGCUUUAGUAGUGGACGGACGAACCAUUUUGAGUCCAAAUGUCCAAUCAUUCCAACCACUUGCGAUGUGUGUUGACAGUCACUUUGGAGAACAUGUCAGUGCACGCUCCUGUUCCAUUGCCUCCACUUCAGAACAACAGUCAGUAUUGUAUGAAACAUCCAGUCGUUCAGCCUUCCGGAACUUGCAGUGUGAGAGAAGACGGCCGUGAGGUUGGAGGAUCAAGCCCAGCCAGGGAAUUGGUGAGGAAAUUUGUUCGCGACAUGCUUAACGGAAAAAAUGCCACGAUUCCACCGGCUUGGCCAGGCAUGUGCGGACAGAAUGUCAUUGUUUCGUUGGACAAACGCAUGAAAAAGCUUUGCGUGCGAUCUUCUGAUCCCACUGCUGACGUCUCUGUACAGCUGGCGGUGCCGCUCACAAGCAUUGCCAGUAUUGCGUUUGGCUGCUGCAGCCCUGGUGAGGGCCGCCUCAUGGCCACUGAGCUCUCCGUCACCAUUUUCUUGGAUGAAGGCUAUGGUCCAUCAAUCGUGUUGGAGUUCAUAGAUUUGGAGGAGCGUGACACUUUUGCCAUUUGCCUCUCGAUGUUUGUGGAUGGGAGAAAGGUUGAAGUGGAUUGCAGAGAGAAACGGUCUCUCUAGAGGAGUGGUUGAACACUCAGUGAGCUUUCCUGUGGAACUGGUCCACCAUGGCAGUGGCGAUGAACAGCGCGCCGAGAUCCAGAAUCCACAGACCAUGAAUGCACAAUCUGAUCAAUGAAUUUGGUUUCCUGAAGGUUGUAGAUUUGAAAUCAUUUGAAAUCGUUGCUACAGAAGGUAGCAACCAGAUUCUUUAUCCAGUGGCACUGUUCCAGGUGGUACUUGUAAUUGUCUCAUGCCUACGGC